UGCCAACUUAAUUGCAGUGAAUACACUACAGUGAAGUUCUUUAGGUUGCAGUUUGUCAUAAAUAUUUUUGAGUUAGAGUGCUAAGAUAAUCUUCAAUUUCUCUAGUCCUUGUGGUUGGCUUGGUCACAUUUCCUUAUAGUGUGCAUCUUGGAUCUGUGAUAUUAUAACCAUUUUAUCUAUGGCUGUCUCAUCUUUUGCUAUGCAAUCUAUCUUGGCAAACCCUAUGAUCCACAUUCCAAGCAGGACUAGGGUGAACCGAUUUGGCAUUCCUGCUACGUAUAUGCCGAGCCUGAGAAGGAGUGCAACGUUGAAAGUUCGGUCCAUGGCUGAGGAAGAGCAGAAUGAGCAACCAAGUAAACCUGCAACCCCGGUUACACCCCCACCAGCAUCAGCACCAGCACCAAACCCCAAGCCACAGUCAGCUUCAUCUCGCUCACCAAAGGUGAGCACAAAAUUUUCGGACGUAUUGGCAUUCAGUGGGCCAGCACCUGAGAGGAUCAAUGGAAGGCUGGCUAUGAUUGGGUUUGUAGCUGCAAUAGCAGUUGAAAUAGCUAAUGGGCAGGGUGUCUUUGAACAGAUAACAAAUGGUGGCAUUCCAUGGUUCCUAGGAACAAGUGUGAUUCUUUCCCUUGCUUCUUUGAUUCCACUAUUUCAAGGGGUUAGUGUGGAGUCUAAAUCCCAAGGGUUCAUGUCCUCAGAUGCGGAGCUGUGGAAUGGGAGGUUUGCUAUGCUGGGUUUAGUUGCCCUUGCUUUUACCGAGUAUGUCAAGGGUAGUACCCUGGUGUAAAUUAGUCAGCAGUACCCUGGUAUGAUUUAGUCACUAAGACACCAAAAUGGCCUUAAGAAUUUGUGGUUAGGAGCCAAUCUAUUUGGUUUUGCUAUGUUUUGUUGAUUUAAUCUACAUACAGAAUUUUACAUUGAUCAUGAGCAUAUUUCAUGGGAUUGACUUGUGAUUAUCCCAAUAACUAAAGCGGUUUAACAAAGUGCAAGACAAGUACAACAAAUCGUCAGAAAUGAAGUAAAAAAAUUUAUCCCUUUUGACCUUUAAACAAGGUGCUGGUUCUUGUUUUAUUUUCUUGUCUCUUGUCAUUUGCGGUUUGCGCUGGAAAAAAAGAAAAGUAUAAUACGUAGCUAAUAGUAUAAUAGAAAAAAGGGGAACGCGCGAAACUUCAUCUUAUAUGUGACAGUUCAUACAUUUAUUUUUUUCAAUAACACUGUCACUCCCUCAUCAUUUCAACC
Molecule: messenger RNA, 1239 nt
Organism: Abrus precatorius (Indian licorice)
Lineage: Eukaryota; Viridiplantae; Streptophyta; Magnoliopsida; Fabales; Fabaceae
Product: early light-induced protein, chloroplastic
Exons: 3
Coding region: 179-787 (202 amino acids)
Source: RefSeq, a predicted model, not a curated record